GCGUGUCGUCCAGAGGAGCGUUGGAAUAGCGCCAGAGAGGAAAGACGAAGAAUUUGAAAAUCAAACCCUAACGGCUAUUUCUCUUAGACGAAAUAAUACUACCAUCACUCAUCUACUCUUUCUUAAUUCAUCUAAAUUUCAUUCAAAAUUGUAAAUUUUCUUCCAUGGCUUUGUCGACGCCCGAUUCAAGUCGCCUGAAACUCAACGCCGGCCCAAGAAUCUCACGCAGGGUGAGAAUUGUUGGAAAAAUUCGAGGAUUUACCGAUCAAGAAUCUGAAAUAUCCGGCCGAGAUUCGAAGCCAUGGGUGACUGUUUCCCGGCCCAAAGAGAGCUGUUCUGAUUCAUCUGGAAAAGUUACAAUCUCAUUCGGAGAUGAAGGGAGUAGCCGUAAAGAUGUAUAUGAACUCGAUAAUUGUUAUGAACACGACGAGGAUAAUGCUAUAGUAUUCUCAAGAGAGAUAAAACCACUGAUAUCAGAAGUUCUCAGUGGUCAAAAUGCAUCCGUUAUUGCAUAUGGGGCAAGAGGCAGUGGAAAAACCCACACAAUCCAGGGUUCUGUGGACAAACAAGGUUUGGCAGCAAUGGCAAUAGCUGAGAUCCUUUCGCAAACAAAGGAUGCAGAGAAAGCAGUAAUGGUCUUCGUUUCCUUUUAUGAGGUGUUCCAGGAUCAUGUCUAUGAUCUUUUGGAUCCUAAUCAUCCCGAAGUUCAAGUGCUUGAAGAUUCUCAAGGAAAAAUAAAGCUCAAAGGACUGUCUAAGGCCACUGUGGAUUCCAUUUCACACUUUCAUGAUCUAUGCGCUUGUUGGACCGCACCAUGCUAUUCAGCACAAAAGACACCACUUCAAAUGCCCAAAAGGAGUCAUAAAGGUUUGAUGAUACAUAUAGCAUCUUCUGAUGACAUCCAGGGUAGUAAAUGUCCCAAUGUGAUGAACUUUGUGGAUUUGGCAGGCUAUGAGGAUUCCAGAAGAAGUAGCAAAGAUGGAAUUAUGCUUGCUGAAAGUACAAGAAUAAACAAAUCUUUGUAUGCUAUUAUGAACGUGGUGUACGCUCUGAACACAAACGAAAAGCGUGUGCCUUAUCGAGAAGGCAAACUCACUCGAAUGCUGCAGGAAUCUCUUGGAGGCUCCAAUCUUGUUUUGUUGCUUACCUGCUUGAAUCCAAUUCCUUGCCAAGAUACUCUUUAUGUGGUAAGUUUGGCUUCACGAUCUUGUCAAAGCACUGGCCAGAUUUUGACAAGCUCUGCAAUGAAAAGUAAAAAGCACACUAAUCAACAAGUACGACUAAUGGGUACCCCAUUGUCUGGGAAAAAGAACAACUCUGCUUGCAAUUUAACAGGAAGGAAAUUAUUCAGUGAGAGAAAAGUUGUCAUCUCUAAGCAGGAUGAAGUCACCUCAGCUACAAAGUUUAAGCCUCUUUCAAAAAAUGCUUCAAGCAUUACCUCUUCCUUUCAUAAAAAGACUUCUCAAGACAAGUCCAAUUCAGAUAGUUCUGGAGCCUUGAUAUUAUCAGCAGAAAAUUUUCAGGAAAUCCCAAGUGCUUUCAAGGAAACAAUGUCUGUUAAAAAAAUGGAAAAGGAGGCCUCUCCACCAAAUAAAGCAAUGGAUUUAGAAGUUACUUCCGAAGUUCAUUGUGAUAUCAAAGAAAUAAUCUCUUUUCCAGAUGAUGGUACUGUUGGUAUAGAGAAGAAAAACGAAGACAUGAACAUAGACAAAGUUGGAUCACCACCACUAAGUGCAAGACUUAGAGAAAUAACGAAUAAUUUACGGUUGUUGGAGGCUUCAACUCCUUUGCAUGUACUGAUGCCAAAGCAAUCGGAUGUAUCCCAAGGAACGCUUGAAAGUUGUGACAUUAUAGAACCUAAAACCCCCAAAACUGAAACUGAUGUGAGAACUUUCGAGAUUGUCAAGUAUAGUAGUCCUUGGGAGAGAUUUCAUACCCGCAGUUCUGGAGUAAAGAAUUGCCUUGUCCAAGAAUUUCUGAAUUUUUUAAAUACUGCAAGCAAGGAAGAGUUAACAAGGAUCCAGGGCAUUGGAGAAAAAAGAGCAAGUUACAUUCUUGAGCUUCGUGAAGAAUCUCCUGAACCUUUUAAGAUGCUUGAAGAUUUACAAGAAGUUGGUCUCUCGGCAAAGGAGGUAAAUGGCUUGAUGAGAAGAAUGGCUGGACAGCUUUUCAUCUAGAUUGUGAACAAUAGUUCUUUUGCUGGCAACUUCAGCAAUUCCAUUAUGUUCCAUUAUAUGUAUUCAAUUAUUCAUGAAAAAUACUUUUACUUGCUGUCCAAAUCGCAAGCCUUUCCCUUCAUUUA
Molecule: messenger RNA, 2302 nt
Organism: Solanum dulcamara
Lineage: Eukaryota; Viridiplantae; Streptophyta; Magnoliopsida; Solanales; Solanaceae
Product: kinesin-like protein KIN-10C
Exons: 17
Coding region: 165-2177 (670 amino acids)
Biological process (GO): microtubule-based movement; mitotic spindle organization
Molecular function (GO): microtubule motor activity; microtubule binding; ATP binding
Source: RefSeq, a predicted model, not a curated record